Molecule: messenger RNA, 681 nt
Organism: Debaryomyces fabryi
Lineage: Eukaryota; Fungi; Ascomycota; Pichiomycetes; Serinales; Debaryomycetaceae
Exons: 1
Coding region: 1-681 (226 amino acids)
Source: RefSeq, a predicted model, not a curated record
AUGAAAAGGGUUAACUUUCACCCAUCGGUUGUCACAGGCUACAUAGAAUCGGCAUGGCAGAACAGAGAGGAAUUGGACGCUUAUCAUGAAGAAUUGAAUUUGCAGUAUCCAGACAUUUCAACAGAAGAAAGGAGUGAAAGAAGAAAUGAGAACUACAGGAAAGCAAUACAACGUGCUCUCAACAAUGAAUCGUAUGAUAAGUUCUUUAUGGACUAUCCUUCCGGACUAUGUUACUUACCGUCCUAUGUGGACUGUGACUGUGAUUUAGGACUUGAAGUAUAUGCAAUACGUAAGAAGAUCAGUUUAGAACUAUCGACAGCCCCACCUGUGUUCUCCCACAUACAUCCAUUUGAUGAAAACUUGACAUUUUAUUUCAACAGUUAUCUAAACAGAUCAAUGGACGUAAGACCUAUUAAUAGUAAAAAAAUCAAACACGGAAAAAUAAAAUCCUUACCUUCUACAAGAAGAAAUGUUUUUUACAUGCCCUUCGAGUUAGAAAGAAGACUUUGGGUCUACAGGAUAGUGCAAUUUCGGGAUUGGAAGCUAUCACAUUCAAAAAAUAAUACUGAUUUACCACCAGAUGACAAUGAUGUUGGUAUCUGUAAAUACUCAUACUUCUAUGAUCAGAAAGCAUAUCCCUCUAGAUGUAUAGAAGAUCCUAUGAAGUACUUCAAGUAUUAG